Molecule: messenger RNA, 1176 nt
Organism: Microthlaspi erraticum
Lineage: Eukaryota; Viridiplantae; Streptophyta; Magnoliopsida; Brassicales; Brassicaceae
Source: the annotation of a GenBank genome assembly
AUGGAGAAGGUGAACAUCGAGCCAUGUGUGAAGAUGGACACCCAAACCCUUGAUCUUCUCAAGAUAAGAGAUGAUGUCACAUGGAGUUCCUCUACAGUAGCUCUUGCCUUUCCCAACCACAAUGGAGACCAACCAGCUGGUGAAGGACUCCUACUCUUCAAGAUAGGCGAUGCCAAUGGGCGCAUAUCUAUCUCAGCUCUAUGCCAACUCUUUGGACUUCCCAAUGAGACAGCACAUGACUUCAAGGAGAACUCAAAGAGGAAACAAGCUGCCUUUGCUGAUUGGACACACUUUGCCAAUGAACCAUUCUUGCCUUCAAGGUCAAAGGUGUCUAGAAUCACUCAUCCAGCCAUUCGCUAUGUGCACCGCCUCAUCUCCACCACUUUCCAAUGCAAACAAGAAGCCAACAAGGUCACAACUGAUGAGUUCUACAUCCUCACCACACCAUUCAUCAAGCAUGAGUACAAGGCCAACCUUGGACUUUUACUUGCCAAGACAUUCAUCAAUGUGAGGAAGCUAGCUAAAGACUUGGAAGGCAACAAGAAGCUUUGUGUUCGUUUUGGGAGGCUUAUCACGGCCAUAGUACUGCAUGUGGGGAUUGACAUUCCCAACUAUGAGCCACUACCCAAGCCAACCCCUUUGGAUCUCCAUGCUCUUCAGCACAUCCACUUCCUAAACCGUUGGACUAAAGACCCAACUCGGUUUUGCUAUGAGUUUCCAAUUGGUCCAGCCAACACUUCCCUUGUCUUGCUGCCACAUGAAGACAUCCCAAGCCUACGCUCAGGUGUUGUCACUUUCCAGCCCAAUGAGGAAGACUUCUAUGUUCCAUCAAGUGAGAAACCAUCAUUCCCCAUGCUCACCUAUCGCACACUUCAGCAUGCAGUCAAGACUCAACGCCGCCACCAAGAACGCCAUGUUCUCACUACUGGCAUGGCCGCACAAGCUCUAGACCGUGUUAACAAGCUGGAGAAGAUCGUGGAAUGCCAAUCUCGCUUCAUCUCACGCCUAGUUCGUGUAGUUCGCCACAUUGCACCGGAGAGACUCUUUCGCCCUUCUUCCACCGCUAGAGAGCCAUAUGAGCCUGACCUUGGUGAGUUCUCACUAGACUCAGAGCUUGGUUCAGAAGGCGAUGACCCCAUAGAUGAGGAAGAGAGUUCUUCUCACUGCCACACAUAG